AUGCAACGAAAAAAUCCUUUAUUCAUAUUUGUUAGUAUUUUUUCUAUCAUAUUUGCUCUUGCAAGUUAUAUUAAAAUCUUUCAUGAUACUACGGAAAAAGCUUUAGCAACUUCCAAUGCAUUAUCUUAUCGUGGAUGUAUUGUAACAUUAAUACGAAGUGAUAAUCUUAUUAGUUUAAAUAAAUUAUUAAAUAUGCUUAAUUCAUUACAACUUUAUUUUAAAAAUAUUCAUCAAUAUCCAAUCUAUUUAUUUCAUGAACCAACAUUAACAAACGAAACCAAACAACAAAUAUUAUAUUGUGCAUCAAAAUUACGAAUAAAUUUUUAUGAAAUUUAUUUUAAUAUUACAAUUCAAUCGAAUCGUUCGGGUUAUGCAUCAAUGUGUCAAUUUUGGUCGUAUGAUAUUUGGUUUAAAUAUAAUUUUCUUCAAAAUAAAUGUGAUUAUGUGAUGAGAUUUGAUGAUGAUUCAUAUUUAAUAAAUUCAACACAAUAUGAUUUAUUUGAAUAUUUUCAUAAAAAUCAAUAUGAUUAUGCUUAUAGAUCAAUUUAUAGUGAUAAUAAUGGUUUAGAUUUUAUUCAAGAUAAUCUUCGAACAUUUUUACCAACAAAUCAUACUCGACGUGGAUGUAUACAAUCACAAUGUACAUUUUUAAAUGGACCUCAAGGUUAUGAUGGUUUAGCUGUUUAUAAUAAUUUUUUUCUUAUGCGUCUUAAUUUAUUUUAUGAAAAUCCAAUUGUAGAAAAAUAUUUAAAACAAUUAAUAUCAAUAAAUGCAUUUUAUCGGUAUCGUGUUGGUGAUGCAAAUAUUCAAACAAUAUCGUUAUUAUUAAUUGAAAAAUCAUUGAAAAUAUCUUAUCUCAAUUUUCCUUAUAAUCAUAAUGUACAUGGAGCGGGUCAUGAUAGUACAUCAUUUACUUUUUAUGCAAAUACAGCAUUUAUGUGGCAUUAUCAAAUGAAAAAACCGAAUAUAACGUGUAGCAAAGUAUUUAUUGCAACUAAAUAUACACUUAUUGAAAAAAAUCUUUAG
Molecule: messenger RNA, 1026 nt
Organism: Adineta steineri
Lineage: Eukaryota; Metazoa; Rotifera; Eurotatoria; Adinetida; Adinetidae
Source: the annotation of a GenBank genome assembly